Messenger RNA from Nicotiana tabacum (common tobacco), 2175 nucleotides. RefSeq lists its product as uncharacterized. Gene Ontology annotation, molecular function: ATP binding; protein serine/threonine kinase activity. The record is from RefSeq and is a predicted model, not a curated record. NCBI's taxonomy places the organism in Eukaryota, Viridiplantae, Streptophyta, Magnoliopsida, Solanales, Solanaceae. Gene Ontology annotation, biological process: peptidyl-serine phosphorylation; spliceosomal complex assembly; regulation of mRNA processing.
GGAAAAAGUGGAGAGAAUAUGGUAAUGAAGGCCACAUAUACCCCCUCAUUAACGCACUGUCCCCUUCAUUCUUAAAGCUUUUUCCACGAGAAUUCCGCUUUGCUUCUUCUCUAAUCGAAAAUCAUCAAAUUUAUAAUCAAUCAAAUCAAACGAUAAACAUAUUUAAUAAUUUUGUAGAUCACACACAGUGUGAGUAAAUCCGGUUUGAUCCAUUCACCGAUCAUGUCAUGUUCACCGUCGUCAUCGUCGGCAUCGGAAGAUGAAGAUGAAGGAAUGGAUUCAUACAGAAAAGGAGGAUAUCAUGCCGUGAGAAUCGGCGAUUCAUUCUCCGGCGGCCGAUAUAUCGCUCAGCGAAAACUCGGCUGGGGUGAAUUCUCCACCGUUUGGCUCGCUUACGAUACGCGAUCGUCCGGAUUUGUAGCCUUGAAGAUCCAGAAAAGUGCGCCACAAUUUGCUCAAGCUGCUCUUCACGAAAUUGAAAUCCUUUCUGCUAUUGCCGACGGUGAUCCCUCUAAUAGUAAAUAUGUUGUUAGACUUAUUGACCAUUUUAAGCAUACAGGUCCAAAUGGACAGCAUUUAUGCAUGGUCCUUGAAUUUCUUGGUGACAGCUUAUUGCACCUCGUCAAAUAUAAUCGUUAUAAAGGCCUUGAACUGAACAGAGUUAGGGAAAUAUGCCAGUGCAUUCUAACUGGUCUAGAUUAUUUGCACAGGGAACUUGGACUUAUUCAUACAGAUCUAAAACUUGAAAAUGUUCUUUUACUUUCCACGAUUAAUACCACAAAGGAUCCAAUUAGAUCGGGAAUGGCGCCGAUACUUGAAAGGCCUGAAGGGAUCCCAAAUGGAGGAGCAACAAUGAAUAUUAUUGAGAAAAAGCUAAAACAAAGGGCAAGGAGGGCAGCAGCCAGGAUAUCUAAUAGACGAGCUUCAAUGGGUGGGGUGGGCGGAGUUGCGAAAGCAAAUAGAAGUCUUGAUGGAAUUGACAUAAGGUGCAAAGUUGUGGAUUUUGGAAAUGCAUGCUGGGCUGACAAGCAGUUUGCACAAGAAAUUCAAACACGGCAGUAUAGAGCUCCAGAAGUUAUACUUCAGUCUGGAUAUUCAUUCUCUGCUGACAUGUGGUCUUUUGCUUGUAUUGUAUUUGAGCUUGCUACUGGGGAGAUGAUGUUCACACCCAAAGGUGGACAAGGUUUCAGUGAAGAUGAGGAUCACCUUGCUAUGAUGAUGGAGCUUCUAGGAAAGAUGCCCCGGAAGAUAGCCAAUGGUGGGGCUCGCUCUAAAGAUUACUUUGACAAAUAUGGAGAUUUGAAGAGGAUCCGGAGGCUGAAGCACGGGUCUUUAGAAAAGUUACUUAUUGACAAAUUUCGAUUUUAUGAAAUUGAUGCCCAUGAAUUUGCCAAAUUUCUUUGUCCCCUUCUUGAUUUUGAGCCAGAGAAUCGACCAACGGCUCACCAGUGCUUGCAACACCCAUGGCUCAACGUUAAAAGUCUAAACCAAACAGAGGUGAAGAGUGAAUCUGGUGUGGAAACGGUCAAUGUCGGGAUGAGAAACCUACAUAUGAAGGGCGGUAAGUGAUGUAUGAAUGAAUGGAUGGGUGAUCUUCUCACUGCAAAGUGCCUACCUUUUGCCUCUCUCCCUCAGUAUCAGAUUGCUUGUGAAUUAAUUUUGGAUUUUUUAAAGGUUGAAUUAGAUUCAAGUGAUUGGUUAGACAUAGCUGUAUUAAUUUGAUUGAUUACGGGGAGGAAACGACCUCCAGAAGGAGAAAUUGGCAUCAGUUCUGAAAUAUUCCUCGGUUAAGCUUCCACGUAGUUGUUUUAAUGAUGUUGACAUUCACCAAAGAGAUAAUCCUGCAUUCCGCAAACAAUUAAGGUUCCCAUGUUCUUUUUGAAGGUCUGGGGGGAAUGAAGCAAGCUCCAGAAUGAGUAUAUGGGAUCCUCUUGAUGUGGAGUGUGUGUUGUACAUUAAACAUCUAAAGAGUGGAUUCUGUGGAGGAUUUUUCUUCUCCAUUUCUGCAGGCAGAAAGUGGCAGGAGAAGCUAAGGCCCCCAAUUUUUAUUUUUUAUUUAUUUUAACUCAGGUUGAGGUCCUUGUAACAACAGAUAUAUAAAUUUUUGUAUACGUUACUCUGAAAAUAUUAGUUCUCACUGAAUUUUACAUGAACCUACCAUUUUUUCUUGUUGCG